GCCAUGACGUCUAUCGUCGACCGGGCGUCAUGGAGAUCAGGCACGUGAGGCGCGCACAGGGGAUAUAAAUUUCUCCUUGGCCUCUUGACUCCACCAUUUUAUCACCCACUCCAUCUCCUGUACGCCUUGAAUAUUUCAAUACUUUCCACUAUGCCUGAAGGAACAAUGAAAGCUCUUUGGUACAAUGCGCCCCAAGACUUUGAGAUAAAGCAGGUCCCAAUACCGGGAGUCGGCGACGAUGAGGUGUUGCUCAAAGUGAGCUGCUGUGGCGUGUGCGGAACAGAUGCGCACAUUCACGAUGGCGAGUUUAUCUCAAAGUUCCCUCUUAUUCCAGGACAUGAAGCCAUUGGCACCAUCGUCGAGUUGGGCAAGAACGUCAAGGGCUUUGACCUUGGGGAUCGAUGCGUAGCAGACGUUGGCAUUACGUGCAACAAUUGUUUCUUUUGCCGAAGAGGGCAAUCACUCAUGUGCGAAAACUUCAACGCACGGGGAGUUACCCAGGAUGGGGGAUUUGCGGAGUACAUAGUUUAUCAACAGAACAAGCUGUACAAGAUAAAAAAUCUCACCGAUGAGGAGGCCACUCUGCUUGAGCCUGCUGCAUGCGCAGUUCAUGGUCUCGACAAGCUGGCACCGCCUGUCGGCAUCGAGGUUCUCCUUCUAGGGGCUGGACCUACUGGCUUGAUUCUUGCUCAGCUGCUGAAGCUCAAUGGUGCUUCCCGAAUUGUCGUCGCUGCGAACAAGGGUAUUAAGAUGAACAUCGCCAAAGACCUCGACGUUGCUGACGAGUACAUUGAACUUGACCGCCAGAAUCCUGGACCACAAUGGAAGAAGCUGAAGGAUGACAAUCCCUACGGCUUUGACGUUGUCGUGGAAGCGACUGGCGUAGAGAAGCUUGCUAAUGAAAGCAUCAACUACGUUCGAAGAGGUGGCACGUUGAUGCUGUACGGAGUCUAUGAAAACAAGGCUGAGGUGCAUUGGCCACCAUCAAAAAUCUUCGGCGAUGAGAUCAAGAUCAUUGGGUCAUUUUCGCAGACGUAUUGCUUCCCCCGGGCGGUGGCCUAUCUUGACAGUGGCAAGGUUAAAGUUAAGGGUAUGGUUACAGAUGUCUUCCAACUAGACGACUACCAGGCCGCGUUAGACAAGAUGAGCAGUAGGCGCGCACUUAAAAUUGCUAUCAGACCGUAGGAAGAAGAGAAGAAUCUCGAUUAUUGAAUAUUGAAUAAUUAUCGUCAUUCACUGUAGAUUAUUUACCGUCCUACUGUAGUAUCAUCAGAUAUAUUUAUGAAUUGCUUGAAAGCUGUUCACGGCAUUGG
Molecule: messenger RNA, 1313 nt
Organism: Guyanagaster necrorhizus
Lineage: Eukaryota; Fungi; Basidiomycota; Agaricomycetes; Agaricales; Physalacriaceae
Product: GroES-like protein
Exons: 9
Coding region: 151-1185 (344 amino acids)
Molecular function (GO): oxidoreductase activity; zinc ion binding
Source: RefSeq, a predicted model, not a curated record